AACUCCGUCGACGACGACGACGAUGAAGGCCUGAGCCCUGCUUCUGCAGCAGCCAUUUACGCAGCACCCAUGCACCAAUCGACGCUCGUUCUCCUAAGCCUCGCCGUCCCGACGACGCACGCGUGGCUGCGCCACCAGACGCUCCCGCCGCGAACACGCCACACCCGCCCGCGCUUGCCGCCGCGCCGCGGCCGGGUCGCGAGCAUCGAGGGCGAGCGCAUCAGCGCCAGCUCGGACCCGUCGCGGCCCAUCUGGCUCUACGACGCGCCCCACGCCGUGAAAGCCGACGAGUGGGACCUCGUCGUCGACGCGCGGUCGCCGUCCGAGUUCGAGGAGGACCGCGUGCCCGGUUCCGUGAACCUGCCCGUGCUCGACGACGCGGAGCGCGCGGAGGUCGGCACGCUCUACGCGUCGAGCCCCUUCGACGCGCGCGUGCGCGGCGCGUCGCUCGUCGCCGCGCGCCUCGCGGGCAUCCUCGGCGACGACCGCGUCGCGCGACUCCCGAAGGAGUCGCGGAUUUUGGUCUACUGCUGGCGCGGCGGCGACCGGUCCGGGUCGCUCACCCACUCCCUGAGCCGCGUCGGCUGGCACGUCGCCCAGCUCGAGGGCGGCUACAAGGCCUACCGCGCGCGCGUCCGCGAGGCGCUCUACGGAGGAAGCGCACCGGCGUUGCUGCGCAGGUGCGUCGCGGUCGGCGGCGCGACGGGCAGCGCCAAGGGCAAGGUCCUGGACGCCCUGGAGGCGUUGGGCGCCCAGGUCGUCGACCUCGAGGGCCUCGCGCGCCACCGCGGGAGCAUCUUGGGGGCCCUGCCGGGCGCGGAGCAGCCGACGCAAAAGGGCUUCGAGAGCGCGCUCUACGACGCGAUCCGCGGCUUCGACGGCGACAAGCCCGUCUUCGUCGAAUUGGAAUCGCCGAAAGUCGGGCGCCUCGACGUGCCGCGGCCCGUCUUCAAGCGGCUCGCGUCGGCGCCGGUCGUCGAAGUCGUUUUGCCGAUGAACGAGCGCGUGAAGUGGAUCCGGCGCGGCUACGCGCACUUUGAAGACGGCGGCGCGGGCACGGAGAAGCUCCGGCGGCUGCUGGACUUCUGCGCGCCGACGGCGGGGAAGAAGGCCGUCGCGCGGUGGAACGACUUCGUCGACGCCGAGGACUGGGACGGCUUCGUCGAGGCCAUGCUCGAGGACCACUACGACCCGGGCUACGACCGCGCGCGCGCGCGGGACCGGUCGUCGGCGGACGCGUCGACGCGCGAGCCCUGGGUCGUCGAGCUGCCGACGACGGCCGACGGCGACGUGGAUCGGGCGGCGCGCGCGAUCGUGGACGAGGUCGCGCGGUGGUGGGAUUAAGGAGUCACGGU
Messenger RNA from Aureococcus anophagefferens, 1355 nucleotides. RefSeq lists its product as hypothetical. Gene Ontology annotation, biological process: tRNA wobble uridine modification. The record is from RefSeq and is a predicted model, not a curated record. Gene Ontology annotation, molecular function: tRNA 2-selenouridine synthase activity. The transcript has 2 exons. Bases 70 to 1344 code for a protein of 424 amino acids. NCBI's taxonomy places the organism in Eukaryota, Pelagophyceae, Pelagomonadales, Pelagomonadaceae.